Molecule: messenger RNA, 1905 nt
Organism: Fonsecaea multimorphosa CBS 102226
Lineage: Eukaryota; Fungi; Ascomycota; Eurotiomycetes; Chaetothyriales; Herpotrichiellaceae
Exons: 2
Coding region: 1-1905 (634 amino acids)
Source: RefSeq, a predicted model, not a curated record
AUGGGCGAAAAGGAAGACAAAGAGAAGGCCGAGAAACUGGCUGCAGCGAAGAAGAGGGUAGCCCAAUUGCAGAAGAAGAAGAAGGCCGCGGCUGCAGGCACAGGAGAGAAAUCGACGACAGCUGCAAAAGAUCCUUCAAAAAAGGGGGACGAGCGUGUCGGGGAUGGGACGGAAGGGGAAGUCGAUGCCGAUGCCCAAGAGAAGGCCACAACCAAGGAAGAGGACGCUUUCGACGCCGAGGCAACUCCGGCUGCUGCAGAGGAACAAGAGGGCGGCAAAGGGGUUGCCAGCCUCGCAGACGCAGAGGCAGAUGCAGACCAAGAAGCCUUCACGGCUGCAAUCGAAGCAGCGACUGCCAAUACUCCCACCCCGGAAACGGUCGUUUCUCCCGUAACGGUCUCACCCCCCUCUGCCGAUCAAGACCAGCUCUCGUCCGCUAAGGGGGCCAGUGCUCGGCAUGGUGCCCGCCAGCCGAGCAUCAGCCUGCAAAGCAAAAUCCGGAGCACCAGUUUCCGGGAUAGCGGACCGUUAAGUCCCGCUCUGAUGACGGGAAAUUCCUUAUUGAAGGUUGAAGAGCUAGAGAGGGAGAAUAAACGGCUGACGAAGGAAGCAGAAGCCCACGAGAGAAGGUGGCGUAAACUAGAAGAAGAGUUGGAGGAGGUGCGGGAGGAGAAUGCUGAGAAGCAUGCAAAUGGAGAGACCGAUGAGGAGAUACGGCGGUUGAGAGCUGAAAUCGAGGCUCUUAGGCGACGAGCCAGUUUAACAACUACUACACUCAGCAGGAGGGAAAGUGCUGCGGGGGAGGAUGUGGCCAUGUUACAGACCGAACUGGAGAGGAAAGAUUCCACCAUUGCGGAUAUGCAACUCGAGAUUUCGAGACUUAGGGGCCAACUAUCGAGUCAGACGCAAGGAUGCGAGGCGCACGGGGAGCAAAUUGCUGGGCUGCAGUCGUCAUUAUCGUCGACAGAAGCAAAAUUGAAGGCAUUGGAGAGUGAUUUAUCAGAUGCGAAGAAGGCGUUGUCCAAGGCAAGUGAGAAGGCUGUGGUGGAUUCGACGGAGCGCACGAGCAAGGAGAUGAAAAUUCGGGCUUUGGAAAGAGAAUUGCAAGAAACUGCUGCCCACAGGGACGAGGUCGUCAAGAAAGCCGAACAGCUGGAGAAGAAGAUCGAAGUGAUGAAUAAGCUUCACCGUGAGGCUGAAGCAAGGCAUGCGACCAAGUUGGCCACGGCCGAAGCCACCGCCCGAGAACUCCCAGCCCUGCGCAUGAAGCUCGAAAAGUCCGAGAGUGAAAUUGCCCAAUUACGAGAAAAGCAUAAGCGGGUGAUGAGCGGCGACGGAGGAGGAGACGGUUUGGAUGAGCUGGAAGACGAAGAAAGGCAGAAACUCGAAAGAAGAAUCCGGGAAUUGGAAGGCCAAGUUUUUGAUCUCCAGCGCGGCGUGUGGAGAGAUAAGAGAGUGCAGAUGCAGCCUCGUGGAGAUGAUGUCGGAUCGCGAACUUCGUUAGACCCAGGCGCCGAGGACUUCGACGAGGUGGAUCUUUCAGGCACCGGAAACGCCAGCAGUCGACGAAGGAGCUUUGCGAAUCAGCAGCAGCAGACUCGUCACUCCAACUUUGCUCAGGUGCUGAAUUCGGGCCUUGCUGCAUUCCGCGCGAGCACCACCUCUCCCGUCGGCCAGCAGACUCGGCCACGGAACGAUUCUCUGCUCCAGGAAUUCGAUGACGACGAUGGCUUUGACGAGCACGCUUUUGCCCGUGCACAGAAGGAGGAGGAGGCCAGGAAAAUGGUAGAACAUGUGAGGGAAGUCAAAAGGGGGUUGAAGCAGUGGGUCGGUUGGCGGCUGGAUCUGGUCGAGGCGAGACGGGCGGGUGUAGGGGUGGGAUAUGGCGAGAUUUUUGAACUAUGA